UUGACUUUGUCACAGAGGCAAAAUUGACGUCCGAACGUGUUGUUGCGCCCCUCAACAAGCAGGACCACGCCACCAAACACCACGAACACAACGCGUGCAUGGCUGCUGGGCGACGGACAGGGAGGCGCAAGGCCAAGGCGGAGCCAGAGAAGGAGAAGGAGGAGGACGACGUGCUUGUGAUUGAAGACGACGAGGACGAGGAGGAGACUGGCAGCGUGAGGAGGCGCAGCCCGCGGGUUCAGAUGAACAAGACGCGGAAGGCGCGGCAGUCACAGGUCGCGACGACGCCUGCUCCAUCUUCGUCUUCAACAGUAGCACCACGCCGAAGCCCACGCCGGAAGCCACGCUCCAAGGAAACGCCAGCCCAGCAGCUGCGCAAGGCCACAGCGCGAACCUCGUUUGUGGGCAGCGACGACGACGACGACGAUGGCGAUGAUGACGAUGAGGACGAUGUAUGGGAGCCGGACGUGGAUGAGGAAGCGUCCAGCAGUAGCAGCAAUAGCCCGUCCAACUCUGACUCGGACUUUGACGACCUGCUGAGCAGCCCCACCGUGGUCAAGCCAACGCCGCCGCCACCACCACCAGAACCGCAGCCCACCAAACGCGCGAAGCGGACUGCGGCAAGGAGGAGGAAUGCACGUGGAGACGGUGCAGCAGGAAGGGCGUCCACACCUGCAGCCAGCAGCGGCACCAGCAGUGCAUCUGCUUCGCAACAACGCAGGAAAGUGGGCAGAAAGAAGAAAGAGACUCUGGACGAGCGCAUUCACCGCCUACACCCGGAAAUCAAAGAAGUGUGGACCACGCUUCGUGGCAUUGAUCCAUCCACGGAGCUGGACAUUCCAGAGCAGCCCGAGAACCUUGCCGUGACCCUUCUGCCUUUCCAACGCGAAGGCCUGGCGUGGAUGAUCAACCAGGAGAGCAACUCUGACUUUCAGGGCGGCAUUCUCGCUGACGAGAUGGGGAUGGGGAAGACCAUCCAGACGAUUGCGCUGUUGCUGUCGCGGCCAUCGCAGGCCGAGCCGCGGAAACCAACGCUCGUCAUUGCUCCCACCGUCGCCCUCUUCCAGUGGCGAACGGAGGUGGAGGCCAAGUCGAAGCCCGGGUCGUUGAAGGUGCUGGUGUAUUAUGGCAGCGGCCGCAACCGCGACGCCGACCACAUCACGUCGUUUGAUGUCGUCCUCACUACCUACGCCACCGUCGAAAGCGAGUGGCGGCGGCAACAGAGCGGCUUCAAGCGCAAGGGGGAGAAGGUGAAGGAGAAGUCGACCAUCCACUCCAUCGCCUGGCAUCGGGUGGUGUUGGAUGAGGCGCACUUUAUCAAGGAUCGCUCCUGCAGUACUGCCCGCGCCGUCUUUGGCCUCAGUGCAAAGUACAAGUGGUCCCUCUCAGGCACCCCGCUCCAGAACCGCGUGGGUGAGAUGUACUCACUGGUCAAGUUUCUCAAGGGCGAUCCGUUUUCCUUCUACUUCUGCCGCCAGUGCGAGUGCAAGUCGCUCACGUGGAACUUCAGCAAUUACAAGCGGUGCGAUGACUGCGGCCACGCCAAUUGCAGCCACUUUGCCUGGUGGAACAGAGAGAUUUUGCGGCCCAUCCAGAAGUUUGGCCCCGUCGGCGCAGGCAAGGUUGCCUUUGACCAUCUUCGCCAGCUGCUCAGUGCCAUCAUGCUGCGGCGCACCAAGGUUGACCGGGGCAGCGAGCUUGGGCUUCCCCCGCGCAUCAUCCACACCCGCCGUGACCUGUUUACACACGAGGAGGAGGACUUUUACGAGGCGCUCUUCUCCGAGUCCAAAACGCGGUUUCAGAGCUUUGUGCGUGCAGGCACGGUGCUGAACAACUACGCGCACAUCUUCGAGCUGCUCAUGCGCAUGCGGCAGAGCGUGAACCAUCCGUGGCUCGUCACGCACCGUGUGGACAGCAAGGACGACAAGGACGUGUGCGGCAUCUGCCACGAGUUUGCAGAGGACCCCAUCAUGAGCGGGUGCAAGCACACGUUCUGCCGCGAAGAGGUGGAGCUGUACAUUUCCUCCAGCUGCGCCGAGGUUCCCGUCUGCCCCGUGUGCUUUCAGCCCCUCUCCAUCGACCUCACACAGCCCACCAUCGAAAGGCCCAAGAUUGCUGAGAAGUCAAAGAGCAAGAGCAUUGUGCGACGCCUGGACAUGGAGCGCUGGCAGAGCUCAACCAAGAUUGAGGCCUUGCUUGAGGAGCUCACGGCCCUGCAGAGCGACACGCACUGCAUCAAGAGCAUCAUCUUCUCCCAAUUUACGCAGUUUCUUGACCUACUUGAGUGGCGUCUCCAGCGUGGUGGCAUCAGGUGUGUCAAGUUGGAUGGGCGCAUGUCGCCUGCCAGUCGUGCUGCUGUCAUUGACGCCUUCAACACAAAACCUGAGAUUACCGUCUUUCUCAUCUCCCUCAAGGCGGGUGGGCUUGCGUUGAACCUGACUGCGGCGAGCCGGGUGUACAUCACGGACCCGUGGUGGAACCCCUGUGCGGAGGCGCAGGCCAUGGAUCGCAUUCACCGCCUGGGCCAGAACCGGCCCGUGGAGGUGCGGCGCCUGAUUAUUGAGAACUCCAUCGAGAGCCGGAUCGAUCAGCUGCAGGAGAAGAAGCGCCUUCUCUUCGAGAGCACGGUUGGAAUGAACUCAUCCGCACUAAACCGGCUCACGGAAGAGGACUUGCGUUUCUUGUUUGUCCUGUGAUUACCCCCCCCCC
Messenger RNA from Salpingoeca rosetta, 2709 nucleotides. Its product is annotated as nucleotide excision repair protein. The transcript is spliced from 13 exons. The record is from RefSeq and is a predicted model, not a curated record. Gene Ontology annotation, molecular function: ATP binding; ATP-dependent chromatin remodeler activity. Bases 99 to 2696 code for a protein of 865 amino acids. Lineage: Eukaryota; Choanoflagellata; Craspedida; Salpingoecidae.